GAGGUCGUACGGCAGCGACCACGGCCCAUGGUGUACCAAGAUAAGACAACGAACGGGGAAUUAAGCGCUUGCCGGACUUUGCGUUUGCCGUACACUGUGACAUGGCCGGCCCAGUCUUCUGGAAACUGGGAGGGAAGGCGGAAACGUAACUGCCUUUAUCAACAACAUCAUCAAAAGGGUUCUACGCCUUGCCAUAGAGAGCCAGCGCAGAGCGGGGAGGUUUUCACCGUUUUGUCGCCGUUUCGCUUCACUGACUUCACUUGGGCGGAAGUGGCACGGCUUUGUUUCCGUCUUAGGGAGUACAGCCACCGGAAGUGCAUCAUUCAACGUGAACGGACAUACCAAUAUUCGGGCUAGCCCAUCUUCUUAGUAUAAAAAGAACACGAGCGAAGCACUGGUCAGUUAACGUGGUGGUCACCCCGUACUUUGGAUUAUACCCGAGCUGUGCCCCGGAUUAAUGACCGCAGUACCGCUACGGACGGAGCGUCUCUUUCUUUAGAACCCAGCAAUGAUCAAAAGUACAGUCAACUAGUCAUGGCGUUUACUUGUGAAACGUGCGGAAAAAUCUUCACACUAAAACGCAAUCUCACCCGGCAUCAGAAGUCCCACAACCAGACCGCACCCACGCACGAGUGCGAUUUUUGCGGCAAAAAGUUUCCUAGACGGGAUAACCUACUGCAACAUCGGCGGCUGCACGAUAAAGCCAAGCCGGGCCCCACGUUCUGGUGCCGGUCGUGUAACGUGGCGUUUGACACGGCCCACGCCCUGCAGGCGCACCGACAAGCCGCACACCCCGUGGCGUCUACCUCUCGUCCACAAAAGAGGGUUUCUCUAGCAGACGGGGCCGGUCCCAGAGCGAAACGACGCCACAUACAACCCGCUGGAGACGACGACGCAUUUCCUUUUGAGGAAGAUCCGGAGGACGUGUCAGAAGAGCUGAUUCCCCAGCACGAAGACGUGGCUGUUCAGAAUCUGUACCGGCAGAAAUGGUCCAUGAUCAGGACGCAGUUCAAGCGGGGACAAAACAUCCAGGACACGUACAACUUUAGACUGGAGUCCGAAAAUCCCAGCGAUCUGGCCGACAACGUAUGGGCCAUCUUUGGCGACCAGCAAACCGUCUUUAAGAUCAACCUGUCGUUCGGGUUCAUCCUCCAGGACGGGGAAACGGGGGCACUGCGAUAUUUUUACCCUUGUGAAAAUAAUAACGGGUUUUUACCAGAACCCGUCCAAGUGGAAAACGAGGAUGAUAUCCGACGGUUCCUGGACAAGAUCGAAGAGGUCGAUCACAUGGAGCAGGCACGCCAGGAGCGCCCCAACAGCAAAACGGUCCUGCAGAAGAUGGUGAACGUCACGUUUUACGUCCACAAGAUCAAGGAUCAUCCCAUCGGUGCCCCCGGGACGCUGACAGACUACAUCAGGAACAGCAGGUCCAUCAUAGCCCUUCUUAAUGGACCGCACGGCCCGUACACGGACAAGCUCUGUUUUUUCCGGUGCCUGGCCCUCCAUCGGCAAUGCGAUCGCACCAAACUAGAAAGACCGACCAAAAAACUAUUCAAAGAGUACCUGGCGUGGGUGGGUAAAACGCCCAGGCAGUUCAGAGGCGUGUCUCUCAAACAUCUGGAGGAAAUAGAGACAUUGUUUGAGGUCGACGUGUACGUCUAUGCUCUACAACCCAACGGCGAUGAAGACGCCGAAGAUGGCGAUUUCUUUGCGGAGUUGGUGAGGCGUCCCCUGCCUACACACAAUAAUACGAUGUAUCUGAAUCUCUGCGAGCAACAUUACAGUUACAUUAAGGACUUUAAGACUUACGCCAAGUCAUACGCGUGUCCGCAAUGUGGAAAGAGAUGGACGCACCGCGGUCAUUGCGAAGCCCACAUUCGCACGUGCGACGGUAAGGUGACCAAGGUGUAUCCGGGGGGCGCCUACCAUCUACCGCAGACCAUCUUUGAAAAGCUGCAGGACGAAGGGAUCGUCAUCCCCGAAGAAGAUCGUUACUAUCCCUACCGCGCCUGCUUCGAUAUAGAAUGUCUUCUAAAACCACUGACUGAUCAAAAGACGGACAAGAUGACGUGGGAGGCGGCGCACGAACUCUUGAGCGUGAGCGUCUGCUCAAACGUCCCUGAAUACACCGACCCAGAAUGUUUCGUGUCCGAAGGCGACCCGACAAAAGUGGCUGAAGACUUGUUGAAUUUCCUACAGCAAAUCAGUCGUAAGGCGUACUCCCUUCUGUUGGAAAAGUUUCACUGGGCGGUGCUCAAGAUGGAAGAAAUUCGGCAAAGGGAUUUGGAGAAAGAGGAAAAAGAAGAAGAAACGGAAGAAGAAUCCCCGAAAGACAUAGUUGACAAGGCGAAGCGAAAAGAAAAACGCCGGAAAGAACAUUACAUGACCAAACUGAUUGAGGAACUGACCAAGUACAUGAGUCAGCUGGUGGUCCUUAGUUUCAACGGUGGGAAGUAUGACCUGAACGCCAUCAAAAAAGUGUUCCUCCCGCUGCUACUGCGAUCGACCAGCAAACUCCGACCCAUCAAGAAGAACAACACGUACAUGUCGAUUGAAACGGACGACCUCAAAUUCCUGGAUCUCAUCAAUUAUGUGGCGCCGGGCUUCUCCUACUCGAUCCUGCUGAAGGCGUACGGCUGCCAGGAGACAAAGGGAUUCUUCCCGUACGAAUGGAUGGACAGCUUGGACAAGUUGGAGCACACGCGGCUGCCACCACGAGCCGCCUUCCAUAGCAACCUGCGACAGUCAGACCUCUCGGAGGAGGAUUAUCUGUACUGUCAGCGCGUGUGGGAAGAGCAGGGCAUGACGACCAUGAGGGACUUCUUGAUAUGGUACAACAACAAGGACGUUAGCCCCAUGGUGGAAGCCGUGCAGAAGAUGACAGAGUUCUACCAGGACAAGGGUAUCGACAUGUUUAAGGACGGCAUUAGCGUCCCGGGUCUAACACUUAAGUACCUCUUCAUGAACCUGCCGCGCGAUACUUACUUUACUGUUCCAGACAAUGAAGACGUGUACAGAUUGUAUAAAGACAACAUAGUGGGGGGACCCAGCAUCAUCUUUCAUAGGUACCACGAGAAGGGCAAGACCUACAUCAGGGCCGACGAGAUGACAUUGUCGGGCAGGGAACCGAAACCUUGUCAAAAGGUCAUUGGCUACGACGCGAAUGCGUUAUAUCUGUGGGCCCUGAUGCAGGACAUGCCCUCCGGCCAUUACAUUCGGCGUAGAGAAGACACGGGGUUCGAAAGAGAAUAUUCCACACCUCAGUGGGGACGAAUGGCCGUCGACUGGUUAGACUGGGUGGCCCAAGAGCGGAAGCUUGCCAUUCGCCACAAAUUCAAUAGCACCGAAAAGCGCAUCGGGUCACGUCGAAUUCCGGUGGACGGUUUCUGUUCGGACACCGGGCAAAUCUUUCAGUUUCACGGCUGCUAUUGGCACGGUCACGCCUGCUCCUUGACCAGAGGCCAAGUCUUCAACGAUCGUCGCGGCAAGUCUUUCGCGACUUUGCGGGCGGAAACGGCCCACACGACCGAGUACCUGCGAGCGUGUGGGUAUACGGUCACCGAAAUGUGGGAAUGUCAGUGGAGAAACUUGGUAAGAGCCGACGUCCGAUUGGCGUCUUUCUUGGAAGGCCGCAAGACUCCCACCGAACAUCUUCCCGACAUGACCGGCGAACGCGUCCUCCAGGCUGUUCGCUCGAAGGAGUUGUUUGGAACGGUGGAAUGCGACAUCGAGGUCCCCGCGGAUCUCAAGUCGCGCUUCGCCGAAAUGCCUCCGAUAUUUAAGAACGUCGAGAUCUCCAUCGACGACAUUGGCGAGCACAUGAAGGAGUACGCCGAGAAGCAUCGCAUUAUGUCCAAGCCCAGGCGAUCGCUCAUCGGUAGUAUGUUCGGUCAAAAGAUCCUCUUGGCUUCGCCCUUGCUCAACUGGUAUCUCGACCACGGCUUGAAGGUCACUCGCAUCUACCAGGUGAUGGAGUACAGACCCAAGCCGAGUUUUAAAGCUUUCGGAGAUGCCGUUAGCGAUGCGAGGCGCAAGGGCGACGAGGACAAAGCCAAGAAGAUCAUCGCCGACACCAUGAAGCUGAUCGGUAAUUCGGGGUACGGCAAGACGGUCACCAACAAAGAAAAACAAACAGACGUCGAGUAUUGCCAAGACGUCGUGACCGCCACUCGAAAGAUCAACACUUUGCGGUUUCGGCAUCUGAUCGUGGUCAACGACGACAAUUUCUUUGAAAUUGAGUCGGCGAAGCGCACCAUCAAGUUUAACCUUCCCAUGCAAAUUGGCUUCUUCGUUUACCAAUACGCCAAAUUGCGUAUGCUCGCCUUUUACUACGACUUUAUGUUGAAGUUCGUGGACGUGUCCGAUUUCCAGUACUGUGAAAUGGACACGGACUCCGCUUAUAUCGCCAUCUCGGCGGACAAGCUGGAGGACGUGAUCAAACCCGACAUGCGGGAUUCGUACUUCCGCGAGAAAUCUGACUGGUUUCCCCGAACAGACACCAAGCAGAACGCGGCUUACGACAAGCGCACUCCCGGGCUGUUCAAAGAAGAAUGGUCCGGGAGCGGUAUAGUCGGUCUGUGCAGUAAAACGUAUUACUGUUUCGGCGGAGAUGACACGAAUGAGGACAAGUUCAGUUGCAAAGGGGUGAGCAAACGAUGUAACGACAUUAACCACCUCAAGUACCUGAACGUCUUGCAGACCAAGAAAAGCGGCCAGGGCAUCAACAAAGGGUUUCGCGUGCGCGAGAGCGAAAUACACACGUACACGCAAAUCCGCGAUGCCUUUUCGUACUUCUAUCCAAAACGAAAGGUUAAGCAUGACGGGGUCACCACUCUCCCUCUCGAUAUUUAGAGAGGCUAGCGUGUCAUUAUAAUAGUAUGGUAGACGCAUAAAUAGUACUGCUGGCCAGAGUUGACGUCAUUUGCGGGUAUGGAUGCGAGAAUACACCAUCCAUGUCGAAUGGUUCUAGCGGGCUGUUCUGGCUCUGGAAAAUCUUAUUUUGCUCAAAAACUACUGACGACGGGAGCCAGUUGGCUUGAUCCCGGGCCUUUUGAACACGUGGUAUGGCUGUACUCGGAGUUUCAGGACAAGAUCCACCGCGAGCUGACUUCGAAACUAGGGUCAAAAGUUCAGUUCGUAGAGGGCCUUCCCAACAAUUGGAAUGACGUCAUUAAGCCGUCAUGCCGCAACGCGCUAGUGAUUGAUGAUCUCAUGAUUGAGUCGGCCAAGGAUACGGAUCAAAGAGUUACAAAACUGUUUACCCGAGCCAGCCGUCAUCGUGACUUGUCGGUGAUUUUUCUCGUUCAGAAUUUGUUCUUUCAAGGCCUGAGAACCAUUUCUCUAAACUCCAGUUACAUCGUCCUGUUCAAAUCGCCAAGGGAUCAAAGUAUGAUCACCACGUUAGCGCGGCAAAUGUACCCGGGACACGGUAAAUUUCUUAGAGAGUGUUACGAAGACGCCGUGAAUAAGACGACGUACGGGCAUCUCUUCCUUGACCUCCAUCCCGAAACGCCUGAGGACCUGCGCGUGAGAACCAACAUGCUGACGCCGCAACCCCAAGUGUACCUGAGAAAGUGAUAAAACGUUCCGUUCGUCCACACCACGGUCUCAUUUUGCCGAAGAUGUCGAAGAGGUUACAUCGUCACGCCGAUUGUCUCCGGGUGUUGAGCAAGGCCAACCCGAAAUUGCGAAAAGCCAUUCUGUCGUCCGCCCCUAACGAUCUCUUGAAAUCGAUUUGUGACUGCACGCACAACGUCUUGAAGGGCAACGUUCGUCUCACACCGGCCCAGAAGAAAGGUCUGGCUCGGCACAAAGCCACUCUGCGUCAGCUUGGCGAUAAGAAGGUUCCCCUGACCAAGAAAAGACAGACGUUGAUCCAGAAGGGUGGGUUCCUGUCUCUUCUACUCAGUCCUAUUAUUAAUGCAAUUAGUUCCUUAUUUGGAGGUGGACGGAAGUAACGCCGCUCUGUCGUCAUGGAACACAGCAGAAAGAUGGCACUCGUGCCGCAAGAAUUGCUAUCAACGAUUCAGGCUAAGCAACAAGAACAGACCUCUCCCCUGGUCAAGACCGCCGUUACCUUGGACGAGGAAAUGAAAUCGGUGAUGGAACGACCCGAUCUUCCGGACGACGAGAAAGCUACCUUGUACCAACAACUCUUGCAGCGUUAUUUGACGUACAGAGAUAAGCGUCGCACAGAGCCCGUCACGGUCAGGGUAUUGUCCUCGCCUCCUACCGUCACCAACACCGCUACCACGGACGCCACCACGGAUGAAAAGUCCCCCAGCACCCCCGCAGCCGGCGGCAAAGAAGACAAGAGCAUACUGGAGGCCUUUCCCAAGACCAUGAAAGCUCGCGCACGACAGAUGCUCAACGUCAUCAAACACAAGGGCGGUGACAUCAUCGGUUAUAACGAUCAGGGACAGUUGCUCUACAACAAACAAGUGGUCCCAGGUUCAAAUGUGUCCGACUUGAUUAGAGACGCGAUGCAAAGGAGGCACGGGUUCAAUCCCACCGGCUGGCAAUCUUUCGCUAGGGGCCUGGCACGCAUCAAUGCGCCGGAAGCCGCUAUCAGGCACCCGACCCGGCUGUCCGUGAUCCAACGUCACAAGAGCCGCACCGCCCGUGGUGAAGAUCUGUCAGACGGAGAGAGCGAAGACGUCCUCCCAACACCCCAACCCAAGCGACGUCGUGUUGUCGCUCAAAGAAUCCCAGGAAAGAAGUGGAAAGUUGGCAGUGCAGGCACUACGUCAUCUGCAAAAUGGGA
Branchiostoma floridae (Florida lancelet) is the source of this 6763-nucleotide messenger RNA. RefSeq lists its product as uncharacterized. The record is from RefSeq and is a predicted model, not a curated record. Bases 535 to 4851 code for a protein of 1438 amino acids. The transcript is spliced from 4 exons. Lineage: Eukaryota; Metazoa; Chordata; Leptocardii; Amphioxiformes; Branchiostomatidae.